Morchella importuna is the source of this 4584-nucleotide messenger RNA. RefSeq lists its product as uncharacterized. NCBI's taxonomy places the organism in Eukaryota, Fungi, Ascomycota, Pezizomycetes, Pezizales, Morchellaceae. Gene Ontology annotation, cellular component: microtubule organizing center. The record is from RefSeq and is a predicted model, not a curated record. Bases 1 to 4584 code for a protein of 1527 amino acids. The transcript has 9 exons.
AUGGUUGCUCCCGGCAUCGGAAUCGAUAGUCCUCGAACGGAGUUACCUUCAGAUGGAUCGAUUGGUGACCUGGAUCUGGGCUCCCGAAUGGAUUCCUUCCAAUCGCCUGGCGGCGGAGGAGAUGACCUUUUUAAAGCUAAUAAGGGUGGCAGACGAAAUCGUGCGAAUAUGACACCCGCGCGCCAGAUCUUUGGGAGCAUUGCCAAUCGCGGAGGACCAAGCAAAAACGAGUUCACUCCACUACUAAAGAGUGUACAGAAAUCGAACCUCCGCGCAAGAGUCGGUGAUAACAAGGGGGUACCGCCGACCCCAGCAUUUUUGAAAAAUGGAAAACUGGAUAUAAUGGAUAGCCCGGCGCUGCCACAUGGUCCGAUGCCAGAUUCUAGUAUUAAUUCAACACCGGUAGUCGUUUUACCAAGGAGGGGGGAGAAUGCCGGUGUUUUGGAGCACGACGGACAGAUGACACUAAGGGAACAAGAGAAGAUAAUCGAUGAGAUUAAGAAGGAAAAUUUUGGGUUAAAGCUCAAGAUUGUUUUUAUGGAAGAACGACUGAAGAAACUAGGGCCUGAGCACAACGAGGAAGCCAUUAAAGAAAACAUAGAAAUUAAAGUCGAACGAGCUACUCUUAAAGCUGAGCUUAAACGAUAUCGAAAAUCCCUCAAUGAUUCCGAAAAAGCUAUCACCGAGCUUCGUGAACAAAUGAUGUCGAUUCAGGAUAGCAAGCAGAAGGGCUACGACAACGGCAGACGGAGCGAGGAACGUGCAAGGGCUCUUCAGGAGAUGUCGCAACAACUGGAGGAGAAGGAUAAAGAGCUGCAGAAAAAAGAGAAAGAAUUGGAGGCAAAAGAAAAGGAACUCGAUGAAGUUUUGGAUGAAAAUGACCGACUCCGUGAGGAAGCUCAAGAUUACAAGAAACAGGUGGACAACAUGGAGGAGGAAGAUGACGAGGAGGUACAGAAAUUAAAUAAGGAGCUAGAGAAGGUUGAAGAAGAGAAGGCUGAACUGGAAACUGAGAUGAGAGAGAAAGAUCGUCUUCUCGAUGAGCGUGAAGCUGAGUUGGACGGUGUUGAUGCCGAGCUCAAGGGCAAAGACCGUGAAAUCCAAGAGCUAAAGAGUGAUACCAAAUCCUUGCAGGAAAGGCUUAAAGUAGUGGAGCAAGAGCUACAAGGUAAGCAGGGUGAUAGGGAUGAACAAUUAGUAAAGAAAGACGAGGCACUCCGAAAAGCGGAGCAAAAAAUAAGGGACUAUGAAAAGCUGGUUCGAGAUCUUCAAAACAACAUCGAAGACGAACAAACAGACAAAUCUAGAGUUCUUCAAGAAAAGAAAAAAGUCCAGACUGAGAAUGAACAAAUUUGGAACAACCAGAAAAGGCUGGAGCAUGAAAAGCAGAAUCUUGAAGAUGCCCUCGAAAAGCUUCGCGAUGAGGCUCGUAACAAGAGUUUUGCCUAUAAGGGUAGGAUAGGCGAGCGUGAAAAUCAGAGGGAGAAUCUUAAAGGAGAAUUGGAACAGCUUCGCCAAGAAUACGAUAGCUUACAAGCACUUCACCAAGAGAGGGCUGUGGAGACACAGCGCCUUAAGUCUAGGUUAGAGCAGCUAAAUGGUGAUUUUGAUGGCGAAUUUCAAACUCUUCAAACAGAACUUAAUGAUGUCAAGCGUCAAAGAGAUACUAUCAACAAGUCCCGCGUUGAGCUUGAAGGGAAGGUGCGAAAACUAGAAUCAGAUCUUCAGCUUGUUACCUCCGAGAAAGACACUAUCGAAAGAUCUCACCAGGAGCUAGAGCUAGAAAUGCGUAAAGCUCGAUCGGCUCGCAGUGAAAUCGAGGUGGAGCUUCGUAAGGCUCAAUCAAACAUGCAGAGUCUAGCCAUGGAAAAGGACUCCGCCAUCAACAGUUCUCGUAGCGAACUCGAAAAUGAACUUCGUAGAGUCCGGGCGUCUCGUAACGAACUUGAAGCGGCCCUCCGUAAAGCCCAAUCAGAUCUUCAUGAUGUACAGGCCGAGAAAGAGCUCAUUCGUCAGCGUCAUGACGCCUUGACAACAGAGUCAGAGGACUUUCAGAGGCAAGUUGAUAAGCUGAGGAGCAACCUCCAGGAAGCAAACUUGACAUUGCAAAGAGAAAGGCAGAUGGCGGAAGCAAGUGAACAGUCCCUGAGACGGGAAUGGGAGGAAGAUAAGAGCAGCCUCAACGAAGAGCUCGAGGCGAUGGACAGAGAGCUUUCAGAGAAGGAGAAGCAGCAUGAACGUGCUAUUUCCAACUGGCAAUCCGAGAAGCGCCAGCUAGAGAUCAGAAUACAAAAGGCCGAGACCACUGCCGAAGAUCUUAAGAGGACAAUUGAGCAACUACAACAGGCUGAAAGUUCAACUCAAGGAAAGGAAACUAAGUUGGUUAGUGCGCUGAAGUCUGAGAAUGAAAGGCAUAAGAAAGAAGAAGCAGGUCUCAACCAACAAAUUCUCGAGCUCCAAGACGAGAUUGAAGAAAGAAAGGCUGCUCUUGAUGUCAAGAUUGCCGAGCAUAACGCUACCAAGGAGGAGCUCAGACUUUCAAGAAAAGCCGAGAGAGCCUUAGAGGAGAAAGUCAAAUAUCUGGACGAUGAAGUGGAACUACUCAGCGCUCAACUCGACGAGGAGAAGGAUAACGCAGACGAGGAAAUCGAUGCUGCAAAAGCUGAAGUGGAAACCCUUCGCCAGAAGCUCAAUGCCACCAAGUUAGAGCUCAGUCGACUUGAGAAUCAGCACGGCAAAGCCCGGUACGAGGCACAGGCAGUCAAGGGAGACCUUGAACUAGAGGUACAGACACAGAGAGCACUCAAGGAGGAUAUUCAAGACGCUACCAGGCGUCUCGAGAAUGUGAAGAAAGAGAAGCAGCAACUUCAAGAGCAGCUUGCAAAGGCCCAAACUCAAACAAAUACCCUCCGAGUUACAACCAUGGAAAUUGAAGCUGAGCGGGAUGAAUUGAAGAGCCAACUUCAACAAAUAUCACAUAAGGCCGAUUCCUCGAAGCAUCUCGAUCACGAGAAAGCGGAGUUAAGGAAGGCAAAGAGCAAAAUUGAGAUCGACCUCCAAAGGGCAAAAGAUGAACGUGCAAUUCUUGAGCAGCGAGCCAAUGAUCUAGAGGCAGAUCUUCAAGAUGCCAUCGACACUGCCCAGGAACAAGAGAUCAAACUCGAGAAUCAAGUCCGAGAACUCAAGAGCCAACUGAAAUCGCUUAUGAGUGAACGUGAAAGCGAACGCCAAGCAUCUCAGCGCGAUAUUUCCCGCCUUGAGGCCAGAAUCGACGAACUUCUCAAACUGGACCGCCAAGAUGGAGGCCUUGAGCUAGAAUUGGAAACUCUUCGUGCCAGCUUAUCGGAUGCAAGGAAGCGGGAAAAUGACUUUGUCCAAAAAGAGGCAGCGAGUAGGAAAACAAUUCGUGAGCUCCGCCAUCAAGUUGACCAGCUUGACCGCGAGUUGCUUGACAAUAAGAACGCUGCUGUACUUCAGUCACCUCCCAUGGGAAGCACGCCCCGUUCGGCCAGGAAGUCCGAGGUCGAAGAACUCAGGCGCCAAAUUAGUGCUUGUCAAGAACAAAUCCGGGAAUACCGGUCCAAGGUUAAGACCCUGGAACGAAAGAACGGCGACCAGAAGGCUGCAUACGAGCAACUUGAGAUCGAGAAGUCUUUGCUAGAUCAGGAAAUCGCUGAAAUCCGGGAAAGCAACGAGGCCAUGGUUCGCAGGAAUUUUGAAGUUGGUGGUACAGUUGGUGAACUCAGGAAGCGAAUCCAUACCUUGGAAAGAGAGUUACAUAGUGCUAAACUGGAUCAACACCUGAAGAGUUCAGAGGAUACCAGAACUGCCCAGCAGCAGAUUGCGGAGGAGCGGCAAGAACUUCAUGAACAUAUUAAGACUGCAACACUGGAGAUUGAGCAGUUGCAAGCACAAAUGAACGCGCGAGACGAGGAAAUACGCAUUCGUCGCAAGAAGGAGAAGGAGCUUGAUGCGCAAGUCAGGAACCUACGAAAGGAAAAGAGCCAACUUGACUCUAUUUCUCAAGGAACCUCAGAAGACUUGAAGAAAGUCACUCGUCGUUAUCAAAAAGCCGUUGAGAAGACAGCACAGCUGCAGGCUGCGUGGGAUGAGGAGCGUAGGGCCAUCAAGCAGCGGGUCCGGUUCUCAGAAAGCACCAGCAGGCGUGAAACAGCGCGGACAGAUGCCGAUGCCAAAACUCUCGAAACCCAGAUUGGGCAGGCGGAGCUACGACACAGAGCUGAAAUCAAGGGGCUGGCCAAGCAGAUUCGCUAUCUCCGGGCCAAGGUUGCCCGAGAAGCUGGGUUUAGAGCAGAUUUGUCGUUCAGCAAGAAUUUCUUUUUGAUGCAGAUCAACCUCUAUAGCGCAUGCAACGAGGCAAAUAUGCAGUUGAUUGAGCAGAUGGGCAUCUUCCCUGACCGGUAUAUACGCGAGAAGAGACCUUCAUUGCGUUCAGUGGUGCAUACACUCAUUGCGGGGAUCCGGAUCAGUAAACUUCAACGGAGCUGGGCGGAGAGCAAAGAAUUGAAGACUUCGUUGGCUAAAUCACUGGAGCUAACCAGACGAGGGGCUGGUAAAACAUAA